GGUGGGUAUGAGGAUGUGCCGAUGCAGUCGAGGCUGCCGCAGCGGAACCCGAGGUUGAUGAUCCAGGCAAGUCGGACGUCGAAGCCGCGGCGGCGCAUCGUGUCGGGGUAUACGGCCUACCACGACGACGAGGAGGAUGAGGACGAGGACGACGAAGAUGGAAAUAACGGGACCAGCAGCGGCUACGGGCGGCGGUAUGACUUGGACGGCGGCAACGCAAACAGCGGGAGCGACAGCAGCGACGACUCCGGCUCGGGCUCGGACGACGAGAGCAUGAUUGGCGACGAAGACUACGAAGAAGCGCAGCGGCGCCCCGGUCGUCGCGUAGUCUACCUCCCACCCGUGCCUGAGCCCGCGGGCCACUACAACGAGCUCCAUCCCACAGUCGCAGGCACGCGGCGCGUGACGGCGUACCAUAUCGCGGAGGAGUUUGAUCUGCGGCAGAUCAACAAGUUUGCGAUGCAAACGCACGACGUCGUGGACUCGCUCGGGUUCGAAGGCAACGGCGACGACGACGCGCUGUAUCUCUCGUACGGACUGCCGAUGGUGCCGGGGAAAGAUGGGUAUCGGGUGCGGUCGGGGAGGAGGGAGGCGUAUUUCCCGCUCGCGGCGGCGACGAAGGCGGUGGGGUAUUUUGGCGGGAGUGGGAAGAGGGCUGCGGACGCGAGUGGGGGAGUGAGCGCGGUGAAUGAUGAGAGGGAGAUGGAGCCUACUAGUGCGGUAGACGACGACAGCAAAGCACUACUCCGACCCGGCCCGGAGACCACCGAGUUCAGCAGCGAGCAGCAGGAGCAGGAACAGCAAGAGCAACAAGAGCAGCAACAGUACUCGCGCGAGGUCGACCACGACGACUACUUUGGCGACGACCACCACAGCGACGACGGCAACGAGGACUACGCGGAGCACAUGUACAACGAAAGCACGCAGCGCGCCGAGCUGUUUUUGUUUGGCUACGGGGUUGUCGUGUUUUGGAAUUUCACCGAGACGCAGGAGCGCGAUAUCAUGGCUGAUUUCAUGUUUUCGAACCACGACGCGACCGCGUUUGGCGGGAACCUGAUGAGCAGAAUCCUCCCCGAACACGACCGCGAGACCGAGACGUUCAGGUUCGAGUACACGAUGAACGAAAACUCGCGGAUUUUUAACGACCUCAUCAUCCUGCGCGCGCACCGCUCCAACAAACUCAACGUCAAAAGCAAGCUCACAAUGUCGCACGCGAUCGCGCAGUCGACGAUCCUCUCGUACUUUGAAACAAAGAUGGAAACCGUCACCAUCCGCGAACUCGAGAUCGUGCCCGCGCGGCUCGCGUUGCUGGGCACCACGCCGCGGCUCACGCGCGAGGACCUGCUCAAGAUCGAGGGGAAACUGUUUGGUCUGCGAGUUGAAGUGAACCUGAGUUCGAGCGUUCUCGACGUGCCGACGUUCUUUUGGGAGACAGAGCCGGGGAUGCAGGAGUUUUACGACAUGGUGCGCGAGUACCUCGAGAUCAAGCCGCGGAUCAAGAUCUUGAAUAAACGGUGCCAGGUCUUUUUGGAUUUGGCGGAUAUUUUGGGGGAUUCGAUUGCGGAGCGGAAUAUGUCGAGGAUUACUUGGAUUAUCAUCGUUUUGAUUGUCGUGUCUUUGUGCGUGACUACCCUCGAGAUUAUCAUGCGCUUCUCGGUACUUUCAAAGCUACAACCGGUCCCAAUCGACGACGACGGCGCCUCGUCCGCGGCCAUAAACGCAACAGCAGACUCCCCACACGCCUACCUCGCCUAAAAGACCACCGCACGCACAUCCCCCGCCGCCACAUCAUAUAUACCUACACCGUCUUAGCUUUCUAGGCAGGAGGGUACCCUUACCAACGAUCGCCGGCGCCGGCGACGCCGCUGACGCAGGAAAGAGUGGAUUAUGCUUUUCUAGUAGGUAACUCUACUAUUUGAAUUUUUCAGAAGAGAAAAAGAUACUCGGCUAGUUUGGUUCAUGGUCGGCUAGGGUCGCGAGUUUGUGGGGGCGAUCAUGAUUUUCGCUUGGGGUGGGUUCGUACGCAGGUUCUGUGGAGAACGCAAGUUCUGUGGAGAGAGGGGGUGUACAGUAGAUUUGAACAGGAGGGUUAAAUGAAGGAAAGU
This is a messenger RNA of Myxozyma melibiosi, 2105 nucleotides long. RefSeq lists its product as uncharacterized. The transcript is spliced from 2 exons. Lineage: Eukaryota; Fungi; Ascomycota; Lipomycetes; Lipomycetales; Lipomycetaceae. The coding region runs from base 22 to 1755 and encodes 577 amino acids. The record is from RefSeq and is a predicted model, not a curated record.